Molecule: messenger RNA, 350 nt
Organism: Aspergillus ochraceoroseus IBT 24754
Lineage: Eukaryota; Fungi; Ascomycota; Eurotiomycetes; Eurotiales; Aspergillaceae
Exons: 1
Coding region: 90-278 (62 amino acids)
Source: RefSeq, a predicted model, not a curated record
UAUAGAGGACCAGUCCAAAUCAUAUCCAAAUCCAACCCCGAAGCGAUACGCAACCCAGAUUUCCAAAGUUAUAGACAGAAGAAUAGAAUAUGAAGAGAGGAAGAGAGGAAGAGAGGAAGAGAGGAAGAGAGGAAGAGAGGAAGAGAGGAAGAGAGGAAGAGAGGAAGAGAGGAAGAGAGGAAGAGAGGAAGAGAGGAAGAGAGGAAGAGAGGAAGAGAGGAAGAGAGGAAGAGGAAGAGAAAGUAAGAGGAAGAGGAAGAGGAAGAGGAAGACAGUAAGACAGUAAGACAGGAAGAGAAAGUAAGAGGAAGAGGAAGAGGAAGAGGAAAGAAGAAUAGAAAAAGGAUCUU